GGAAGCCAGCCGGGGAGGGGCCCUUUGUCAGGAAGGAAUAUUAUUACUAUCUCCACCGCCGGCUCUGGAGUAAACACGCUUUUUCUUCGCCGUCUUUCCCUGCUUACAGCACAGCCCCGGUCGGCUCGGACCGGGACGUCCACUUUCUAUCGGGGAAACAAAGGGGGUGGAUGUUAUUUUGUAGCUCCUUGCACUGUUUUUCUUCCCCCCCUCCCCAAGCCGCACUGAUUUAUUUGCACUGACCAGUUGUCUUUGAAAACCGGGUCCGGUGCCUCUCCCCUCCUCCUCCCCUUCUCCCCCGAUCACUCCUUCUUUACCCUCCUUCCUUUUGCCUGUUAUCCGACCCCGCAACGCUGCGAAGUCGCAAAGAUGCCCAGCUCUCUCUUCGCCGACAACAGCGUCCAGGGAGAUGCGCUGGAUGACCAGAGAGCCCUGCAGAUCGCGCUGGAUCAGCUCUCCCUGCUCGGCUUGGACAACGACGAGAACCCCCUGUACGACAACAACCAGGAGCCCCGGAAAAAGAGCGUCAACAUGACUGAAUGCGUCCCGGUGCCCAGCUCCGAGCAUGUGGCGGAAAUUGUGGGCCGACAAGGUUGCAAGAUCAAAGCGCUACGAGCAAAGACCAACACCUACAUCAAGACCCCGGUCCGAGGUGAGGAGCCUGUUUUUGUGGUGACGGGAAGGAGAGAGGAUGUGGCUAUGGCCAGGCGGGAGAUCAUCUCUGCUGCCGAGCACUUCUCCAUGAUCCGAGCCUCGAGAAAUAAAAAUACCAGUCUGAACGGUAGCGGCACCCCGGUCCCCGGACCACCUAACCUGCCCGGACAGACCACCAUCCAGGUGCGGGUGCCUUACCGCGUGGUGGGGUUAGUUGUAGGCCCCAAGGGUGCCACCAUCAAGCGCAUCCAACAACAGACCCACACCUACAUCGUGACACCAAGCCGAGACAAGGAGCCGGUCUUCGAGGUGACAGGUAUGCCCGAGAAUGUGGACCGAGCACGUGAAGAGAUCGAAGCCCACAUCGCCAUGAGAACAGGAGGCCUUAUUGAGCUCCAGGAUGAAAAUGACUUCCAUGCCAAUGGGACCGAUGUGGGUUUUGAUCUGCACGGGCACGCCACCCUGUGGUCCAAGCCCAGCUCCGGGAUGACCCCCACCUCGGUGCGUAAACCCUUUUCCAACUACCGUAACGACUCGUCCUCCUCCCUGGGCAGUGCCUCCACAGACUCCUACUUUGGUAACAACAGCUCACGCAUGGCUGACUACAGCCCUCCCAGCCCCGCACUCAGCUACACCACCACCAACAACAAUGGCAACAACAAUAACAACAACAUCAAUGUCAACACCAACGGCAAUGGGUUUGUUUAUGGAAGCGAGGUGAUCUCACCUGACUGCACUGAUCUGACUUUUGACUCCUCGCCAGGGUUUGACCCCACGCAAGCCCCGCCGGGCCUACUGUGGUCCCAGUAUGACAGUCGCAUGACUCCCUCCUCCACUGGAGGCAGCUCUCCCACCUCCACCUCAGCCAUGUUCCCCACCAACACCUCCACUAAUGCCAACGGGAUAGUGGUGAGUCAGAGAAGGGUUAAUGGAUGUACCCCUCAGCCCAGACUGUCGCCUCCACUCCAUAGCCACACCGGAGGCCCCACUGAGCACCCAUUAGCCCGGAGGGUGCGCAGUGACCCGGGCGGAGGCCCGCUCAGUUUCCCCGGUUACUCCAGCAGCAUCGCCUCCUUGCCGGGCCCUCACCUACCUGGGGUUCCAUGCGACUCCUCCGCCUCGUCGUCCUCCUCCUCUUCUUCCUCCUCCACCUCGUCCGGCACCAGCCGAAAAGGCAGCCGUGACUGUUCGGUGUGCUUCGAGAGUGAGGUCAUUGCAGCCCUGGUCCCCUGUGGGCACAACCUCUUCUGUAUGGAAUGUGCCAAUCGUAUCUGCGAGAGGAGCGAGCCCAAAUGCCCUGUCUGCCACACCGGCGUCACUCAGGCUAUACGUAUAUUUUCAUAAGAAGUGUAACUCUUUGACUAUCUCGUCAGCGAGACUGGCUACAAUAGCAACAACAGACUCUUCAUACUGCUUUAAUGGGAUCACCCAAUCAUCAUUUGGAAAGUGUACAUAGAUAUACAUAUGUAUGUAAGAGGCUGCAGUAUCCAGAAGAAGGGACAGACACCCUUUUUGGGCUCAGUCAUAGUUGUUAAUAAUAUACUGUAGCUUGGGGAAAUAUUUUCAACAUCUAAGUGCAUGUUUUAAAUAUUACAGCAUAGUAAUCAAUAGUUCUAGUAAAUUGUACCCUAUAUUUAUGAAGUGAAGAGACACAGUGAGGUCAGGACGGAGGUUAGUGGGUCAAACUGUAGACUGUUAGAGGACUGAGCCUUCCAGUUUUGCCGAUCGAAUGUAGUAAGAGGGGAGGCCGUGACUGGGAAACGCGGAGGGCUUCCAGCCAAACAGGACUAUUGACUUACAAUGAUACUGCAGCUUGAGGUCAGAAACCACGUGAGGGAGUGCAACAACAUAUCCUACAUAUAUAUGUAUAGAAUAAAUUUCCACAAGUUGAAAGUUUUAAAUGACAUUAAUACAGAUUGAAAUAUUUUAUUCUUUUUUGACUUGAAAGAUUAUAUUUCUUAUUGCAAAGAUGUUUACAGAUAUUUUAAUUUAAGUUCAGUGAACUUUUUGUAGCUGGGUUGAAAUAUUGUUUAUUUUUUAGUAUGGCCUUAUGGCAUUGAUCACUGUAUUAUUUUAAUAUCACACGACUGUGGGAGGAAAUCCAAGUCCACAAAAUGUGUAUUGCAUUUGACAGUAUUCUGUUGGGAUGGAGUUUUUAUAGGUUCAGCAAAAAAUGUCUUUUAAAUCUGCUUCACCCAGCAUAUUUUUUAUUCAGUAAUAUAAAGCAUAUUUUAUUCUAUAUUAUUAUGAAACAUUGAAAUGUACAAAACUUAGUAAGUUGAACACAAAGAAACCGUUUAUGCUUUCUAAAAUUUGUAUGAAUUAGAUUCCAGUGGGAAUUACAGGCUUCUGUUGCACCACUAUAGUUUUAGUAUUUCUAUUUUAAUACAUUUGUUUACCACUUGUUUAUGUAUAUGUAGGUGAAGUUACUUGAGCGUAAAUGUACUUUAUUGAGCAAAGUUUAAGAACAAAGUAUAUUUUAUUUUAUGAUAAAGGGCCUUUAACCUCAUGGUCAAAUACUAAUAUUAUAUUUGCUGAGACAAGAUUUGAAAAUGUAUCAAGAGUUUUAUUUUUCUGACAUUUAAAGUUAUACAUGAUAAAAAGUAAAACUUAAGUAAUGGUGCUACUUCAUGUUUUUUUUAAGUAUUUCUAUAUAAGUCCAAUAAAAAA
Messenger RNA from Toxotes jaculatrix (banded archerfish), 3324 nucleotides. RefSeq names its product mex-3 RNA binding family member B (gene mex3b). The transcript is spliced from 2 exons. Bases 370 to 1998 code for a protein of 542 amino acids. The record is from RefSeq and is a predicted model, not a curated record. Gene Ontology annotation, molecular function: RNA binding. NCBI's taxonomy places the organism in Eukaryota, Metazoa, Chordata, Actinopteri, Toxotidae.